Molecule: messenger RNA, 2883 nt
Organism: Erigeron canadensis
Lineage: Eukaryota; Viridiplantae; Streptophyta; Magnoliopsida; Asterales; Asteraceae
Product: protein MEI2-like 2
Exons: 14
Coding region: 174-2543 (789 amino acids)
Molecular function (GO): RNA binding
Source: RefSeq, a predicted model, not a curated record
UAUUUUCAGUUUUCCAUUUCCCUAUGUUGUUGUUGUUGUUAUUACAACUUCAACUUCUUUUUAUUUAUUUUUCUCUAACUACUUGUUUAAUUAUUAAGCAAGAGAACAACAAUAACAACAAAAUUAGUAAUCCGAUAGUAUUAGGCUGGUGAUAGGACCUUGGAAGUAGUACAAUGGAGAAGCAUUUAAAACAUCCUGUUUCAGGCAAACCCGAUGCUCAAUCGGUAUCAACUAUAUUUCAAGAAGUAGAAAAUGCUUGGGGGAUUAGACGGAAUGCAUAUCGAGCAUCAAGUGACAUUAGCUUGUUUUCAAGUUCAUUGCCUGUCAUCACACAUGAGAAAUUGAAUCUUGUUGACUCACACUAUAAUAAACAAUCUCGAGAAGACGGGAGUGAAGAUACAAUUGGUGAUAUCACAACUAGUUUAACCGGAAGCAUGCUUCCAGGGGAUGAAGAUGAGCUAUUAGCUGGUAUAACAGAUGACUUUGACCUUGCUGACUUGCCUACUCAAUUGGAGGAUUUGGAUGAUGACCUUUUUGAAAGUGGAGGGGGAAUGGAGAUGGAUUUUGAUGCCCAAGAUGGGAUCCAAUAUGGUCUCUCAAACUUGAGCAUGUCUGAUGGUGUCCCUUUAAUCGGUCUUGGUCGUCAUGACCUCCCCAAUAGUGGAACACCAGUUGUUGGAGAACACCCGUAUGGAGAACAUCCUUCAAGGACUUUAUUCGUUAGGAAUAUAAAUAGCAAUGUUGAAGACUCUGAAUUGAGAUCUCUCUUUGAGGAAUAUGGAGAAAUCAGAAAUUUAUAUACCGCGUGUAAGCACAGGGGUUUUGUGAUGAUAUCUUAUUAUGACAUCCGGCAUGCUCGGGCUGCAAUGAAAGAACUUCAAAAUAAACCUUUAAGACGAAGGAAACUAGAUAUUCAUUUUUCAAUCCCUAAGGAUAAUCCAUCAGAAAAGGAUAUAAACCAAGGGACUCUUGUUGUUUUCAACUUGGAUGCAUCAAUAUCUAGUGAAGAUCUUCGUCACAUAUUUGCAGCUUAUGGGGAAGUCAAAGAGAUCAGGGAAACACCACACAAGCGACACCAUAAGUUUGUUGAGUUUUAUGAUGUUAGAGCGGCAGAGAUGGCUCUCAACGCUCUGAAUGGGAGUGAAAUUGCUGGCAAACGAAUAAAGCUUGAGCAUAGCAGGCCUGGUGGUGCUCGUAGAAGCCUGAUGCAACAAUUGAGUCAAGAGCUGGAACAGGAUGAUACUCGAUCUUUCUGGCACCAUGCUGGUUCACCAGUGGUCAACUCUCCUCCCGAAGUCCAUGCUAUAGGUCUAGCAGGUAGCUGGAAUCAUCUAAAUAGUCCAGGGGAACGCAGUUCACAACAAGGGUUCAGCUGGUCAUCUGGGUUUGGAACACUGAGCCCUGUUAACAGCACCCCAUUACAUGGCCUGGCUUCUAUACUUCCACCCCACUUGUCGAGCCCUGUGAAGAUUGCACCAAUUGGUAAAGAUCAAGGCAUGAGAAACAGCUUUAUCAAGUCGAUACAGGGCUUUGACAAUCAACAAGCUCAUUCGUUCUCUGAAAAUGAGCGAUCUUUUAUCAAUUCCAAUCAUGACCCAUCUAGUAUCGGUAGACUAUCUGGUCCAGAGUUUCUCUGGGGAAGUCCAACUAGUUCUUCUUCAUGGCGGGCUUCUUCUGUGGGCCCGUUUCCACCCACCGAACAGAGACAAGUUUAUUCAAGUCCUAGCCAGCAUGGUGCGUUUAUAGGAUCACAUCAUCAUGUUGGCUCUGCUCCAUCUGGUAUACCUUUUGACAGCCAUUUCACAUCCUAUCCUGAAUCUUCAGAGAGAGCGUUUAUGAGCCCAAUCAUCUUUAGUGGAAGUGGUUCUCCUAUUUCCCGAAUGCCAUCUUUUCCUAGUAAAGGACCGAUGUUUCUUGGUAAUGGUUCUUAUCAAGGAAGGGGAGCAUCAAAUGAUGCUUUAAUUGAACGUAAUCGAAGUCGACGAGUUGAUUAUUCUGUGAACCAGAUAGGAAACAAGCAGUAUCAACUUGAUUUGGAUAAAAUAUUGAGUGGGGAGGAUUCUAGAACAACUUUGAUGAUAAAAAAUAUCCCCAACAAGUAUACUUCCAAAAUGUUGCUUGCAGCCAUCGAUGAAAGUCACAAGGGUACCUAUGACUUUGUAUAUCUGCCGAUAGAUUUUAAGAAUAAAUGUAAUGUUGGUUAUGCGUUCAUCAACAUGGUGUCUCCUUCACACAUUGUCUCCUUUUAUGAGGCAUUCAAUGGAAAAAAGUGGGAGAAAUUUAAUAGUGAAAAGGUUGCUUCCUUGGCAUAUGGAAGGAUCCAAGGAAAGGUGGCUCUUGUUACACAUUUCCAGAAUUCGAGUCUAAUGAACGAGGACAAAUGGUGUAGACCAAUUCUCUUCCAGUCUGAGGCUCAAGGGGAUGAUGAUCUGGAAUCCAUUCCCUACCAUAACAUGAACAUAUGUAUUCGUCAACCAGAUGGAUCUUACUCUGUGGAUUCACUAGAUAGUUCAACCAGCAGUCUGGAAGAAAACCAGACUUGAGUUUAUUAUAACGGGAUUGCAUUUUUCCGCAUCAUUUUGGUGGAAAAUAACGCUAAUGAGACAUUGGUUUGUUGUAUCGAGAGCAACAAGUUGUUUUAUAGAAAUUUGAGAAAACGGUAACUGAGGUAUUGUGAGAAUUUGCAGUCUUGUAUAAGGUAAAUUGUCAAAUAAUUGUUUAUAUAUGUACAUAUGUGAGUUAGGAAUAUAGUGCCUAAGGGCUGUUUUCAAGUGUAUAGAACGGAGACAACAGAUCCCGGAUGGUAACUACUAUUGUAUAAAGUGAAAUUUCCAAAUAAUGAUCUCAUUGAUCUUAUAUGUAUAUAUUGACACAUUGAUCUAA